AACUGUUUGGAGUAGGCAUUCUAUACUUUUCCAUGAAAAUGCUAAUAGAGCCUUAAUUAAGGUGAACAUGUAUAUUUUGGUGACAAGUGAGUGGGGUGAAAGGGAUAAAAGGAAAUUUAGUCAACCUAUUUUGAACCUUAAAUGUAUCAAUCUUCUACUGGUGUCUUUUUCUGAUUAUCACCUUUUCCAAUCAUUUUUUUGUCUCCUGUAGAUAUUGAUCGAUCUGGACUGUUCUUGUGGGUUUGGCAGAGCUGGAUCGAUCGGGUGCAUCUAAAGCUAUGAGCUAUAGAAUCUUACCUUAAGUUUGAAGCUUAAAUGGACUGCAAUGAACAUCUCAAAGUGUCUCUGCUUCAUAUUUUGUCUAUGAUUCCAAUAGAUGUGACCCUUUGUUCCAAUUAUUUGUUAUAUGAUUACUUUUCUAUAUAAUUAUCAUGUUCUAAUUAUAUUUUAUCUAAGUUUGCUUUUAUUAGGUUAUACAUUAUAUUUUGAGAAACAUCAAAUUUCUGUUUGCUUCAUUUCAUCAGGUGUUAUUUUUCUUUCUUUCAGGAGAGGAAUAUCAAACUUCUAUGCUGGCAAAUCUAAAUCUUUUACAAGUUUAUCACAUGCAGCUUCUUCUUCCUCCCUCAAUGACAUUGUCAAGCCAGAGAAUGCAUACACAAGAAAGCGCAAAAACUUGCUUGCUCAUAACAACUUCUUUAGUAAGAAUCAUAAUCAAAACAGUGGUGGUGGCCUAUACAAGAGACCUACCAACUCUAGAAGCUCUUUGGCUCUAGCUGCAACUCAGGAACGUUUUCCUCUUCCUCCCCAAGCACGGAGAAGUGGCGUUGAGUCCUCCUCCUCACCUACUCCUAAACAGAAGUUCUGUGGCUGGCGUUCUUUCUCCUUGUUUGAUCUGCAAGGUGUUGGAGAUGGAACUCUCAACCUCACUGGCACAAAGGAAUAGAGCAUAAUAUAAGUUCCAUUUUUUUGUGUCACCCUAUGAAACUAAUAUAUGUACUCUAGAUGUUCAUGGAGGUGGGAAUAUUUUCCUAUCUGGUUAGUGCUUUUACAGCAUGCUGUAGCUAUGUAUCCAGUUAUUUACUGCUCAGGUCAUGUACAUCAUCACCAUCCUUUCGUAUGUAAUUUCAUCGUCUACUUGUAAACAGUUUUAGCUUCUUCUUUUUGCCUUUGGCUGUUGUAUUUGUAUAUACAAGUUCAUUUGGAAUACAAUUCCCUUUCUUCCCUGAAUUUGAUCUCUUACUUUGUGGUGGAUUACUCUAACCCAAAGAUGAUUGGCAGAAUUUUUGUUAAUUUCUUGGUGCAGUUAGCGUGGUCACUUUAACAACUAAGGGGCCCUCUAAGUCACAAAUGGAAAACAAUGUGUGGUCGGAAGGGACUGAUUACUCAACCAAAAUGAGUAAGCAUCUACUCAAGAACAUUCAUGGGGGCUUUGCGGUGUGAAAUUACUGACGAGAUGUUCAGGAAUUUCCACACUAUUGAUAGAAGAGUAUACUCGAUCCUAGUUUUUGAGCUUGGGCAUGACCCCUUUGAAUCUGUUCAAACAAUAGCCUUGUGGAUAUGGCUGGAAAGAACCGGGUUCAACAACGUCGUGCAAAAGGUACUAUCAUUACCCAGAAACCUGAUCAAAGAACUUGCCGUCGAAGCCAUGGUUUGCCUCAAGUACAUCAACGGAGAUGCCACAUUGCAAUGCUGUGAGAUCUCCCUGACUCAACAGACUGUCGGAGAACGGUUUUCCCCCAAAUUUUUACUCGACAACAGGGUGGAGGCGUCCCGUGGGGUCCAGGAGGUGGUGGCUGAAGUUUGUGUGAAGGCAUUGGAAGAUCUGAUGGUGGUGCCGCCUCCGCGAGAGGGGAGGACAAUGUUUGCCACCUUUUCAAAGGGGUAUCCAGUGUCCGAACAGGAAAUCAGAGGGUUCUUUACUGAGGUGUUGGGAGACUGCAUCGAGUCGGUCCACAUGCAGGCGGUGAAGCCACCUCAGGCGCAGCAGCCUCUCUAUGCCCGCAUCAUCUUCUUCAACCCUGCCGCCAUUGACUUCAUCCUCAACGGCGACCACAAGGCCAAGUUCACCAUCAAUGGCUUUGAGCUUGAUGAAGGUGUCAUGUAUUGAUGAAGGGGUUAAUCGAUUAAUGAAGAGUUUGAUCGACU
Messenger RNA from Cuscuta campestris, 2145 nucleotides. NCBI's taxonomy places the organism in Eukaryota, Viridiplantae, Streptophyta, Magnoliopsida, Solanales, Convolvulaceae. The record is from the annotation of a GenBank genome assembly.